Molecule: messenger RNA, 1803 nt
Organism: Myotis brandtii (Brandt's bat)
Lineage: Eukaryota; Metazoa; Chordata; Mammalia; Chiroptera; Vespertilionidae
Gene: SACK1D
Product: family with sequence similarity 83, member D
Exons: 3
Coding region: 26-1342 (438 amino acids)
Biological process (GO): regulation of ERK1 and ERK2 cascade; protein localization to mitotic spindle; regulation of TOR signaling
Cellular component (GO): mitotic spindle pole; cytosol
Source: RefSeq, a predicted model, not a curated record
CCAGAGCCCGGACAAGCAGCCGCAGAUGGUGGUGUUACGAGCUGACAGCUUGCCCUUCCUCACCCUGACCCUGCAGGUGAUUGCCGUGGUGAUGGAUGUAUUCACAGACAUCGACAUCUUCAGAGACCUGCAGGAAAUAUGUCGGAAACAGGGAGUUGCUGUAUACAUCCUUCUGGACCAAGCUCUGCUCUCUCAGUUUUUGGAUAUGUGUAUGGAUCUGAAAGUUCAUCCUGAACAAGAAAAGCUGAUGACAGUUCGGACUAUUACAGGAAAUAUCUACUAUGCAAGAUCAGGAACUAAAAUUGUUGGGAAGGUUCAUGAAAAGUUCACAUUGAUUGAUGGCAUUCGAGUGGCUACAGGCUCCUACAGUUUUACAUGGACAGAUGGCAAAUUAAAUAGCAGUAAUUUGGUCAUUCUGUCCGGCCAAGUGGUUGAACACUUUGAUCUGGAGUUCCGAAUCCUGUAUGCACAAUCAAAGCCCAUCAGCUCCAAACUCCUGUCCAGCUUCCAGAUCAACGGCAAGUUUGACCAUCUAGUUGACCGGAAACCAUUGUCCAAGGAGCUCACGUUGGGCAAUCUGCUGCGGCAGCGGCUGGCCAGGCUCUCAAGCACCCCCAAGAAGGCCGAGCUGCUGUGUGGGGCACCCACCAAGGGCAGGGCAGAGGCCAGGCGCCACGACUCUGAGUCUUCCACCAUCAGCGAGGAAGACUACUUUAACAGCCACAAGGAAGAACCAGAAGGUGGAAAGGUGACUGAUGCUGCCACUCAGACAGAGCCAGGAGAGGAGAUGCCAGUGGUGAGCGUGAGUGACUCGGGAACACAAACCAGCACCGCCAUAACUAGUGCUGGGACCCAAACCACAGUUGCCACCAGGGCAGCGAGCUCACAAACCAUGGUUCGGUUCAUGUCGGCCACCACCCAGACUGAUGUGGACGAGAAUGUUGUCUUUUCUCAGGGAAUCCAGUCUAAAGAAGGGUCACCUGUAUCAAAGAUGUCUGUCUCGAGAUCUUCCAGUUUGAAAUCAUACUCCUCGCUGUCUUCCCAAGGCUCUGUGGCAAGCUCCAUUGGCUCCCAGACUUCCAUCAGAACCACUGACCUCAUCCUUCCUGGACAUUCCAAGUAUUGGGGUACCCCCCACUUUGACUCAUUUAGAAACUUGAAUAAAGAGCGGCAGUUUCACUUUUCUGCCAUCAGGUCCCGGCUCCACCAUAUGCUGGCCAUGUUGUCAGGGAGAACAGUUCUUACUGAGAACUAUAUUGGCUUUAAUUCUGGAAAUUUUACCAGAGCACCAGUUAAUUUACUGGCUAUUCGAGAUAUUACACUCUAUCCCUCCUAUCAGUGACUGCUCAGUGUUCAGAGUCUCCUGGGUUCCUCCAGGCUUGCAAUAGACAUCAUCAGAGCAUCCUGCUCUGCAAAAUGUCUCCUGUCCCUAAUUGUUUUUCUUUUGCCUGACUUUUAGUCACCCUGAUUUUCUUUGAAUUCUAUAAACUGCACAUUAUUUUACAUGCUUUAAUUUUGUUUUUGUCAUAUAUAAACCGGCUAUUGGUUUUAUGGUUACAACACUAUGGGUACAGUUUCUUUGCACAUUUUUAACAUUGAUAUCUUUUAAAGAGGUAAAUUCUGGUAAGAGAUAAAAUAUGUUUUGCAUUUUCCUAGAUUUGUGUGUUCUUCUGUUUAAGAGCUUUGAAUCACUAGUUUUUAUGGUCAAAAUCCUGUUUAGAAUAAAUGGUUUCUUAAUUGUCUCUUCUUUAGGAUAUCUGUGUUCUUAGUAUUAACUAAAUAUAAACAACUUUUAUUUGGUGA